Messenger RNA from Sphaeroforma arctica JP610, 893 nucleotides. RefSeq lists its product as hypothetical. Lineage: Eukaryota; Ichthyosporea; Ichthyophonida. The transcript has 3 exons. Gene Ontology annotation, molecular function: protein phosphatase inhibitor activity. Bases 20 to 331 code for a protein of 103 amino acids. Gene Ontology annotation, biological process: regulation of signal transduction. The record is from RefSeq and is a predicted model, not a curated record.
AAUCAGGGAUGGUCCACGAAUGCGCUUCGACGAGGAAGGGAUUGCGGAGAUCGAACGGACAAAGGACUAUGGGUUCAUGAAGAUUGACGAGCCCAAGACCCCAUACCAUGCACCAGAAGAGGAGACAAACGGCAUCACAGACGUGCCCGAUCUUGAACUUGCAGAGCAAGAGAGUGAUGGUGAAGAUAAGAAGACGGAGGACUGGUCAGACGGAGACGAUGAAUCUGGCGAAGACGCCGCCUUCAAAAAGAAGCGUGCCGCCCACUAUAAUGAAUUCCAGAACGUGCAACGGGCGAGAGAACUACUUGAACAGGAGGAUGAAGACGAGUAGAUGCACACCCACUGCCUAGUAACUUCUGGCUACGAAUACCUAUGUAGCAUUGCUACCCCUGCUUAUGUAUUUUGGUGUACGCCCGACAUACAUCUCUGUAAGUCUUGGAGGGUAUCCCGGACAGGCUAUACGAGACGUACUCUUUGAUGGGGCGCUGACAACAAUCAUCUGAGUGGAGUGUUUGCCGUAAGUAGCUUCAAUACCUACUCGUAUACUACAGUGACAGUCUAGGUCCACUCGGACUAGCUGGCACAGGCUGGCAUAGCCUGAGCAACGGCUUUUUGAUGCACGUCUGUGAGCUAAUUAUGGUGCGGAACAGUUGUUUGUGUACGAAUAUAUCUUUGACUGUGUAUAGUCAUUCCAAAGAGUGGGUAGUGUAUGUGAAUUUAAAUUUAUUUACAUAUAUAUGUCUGCCUCGUGUGCAUGGCGUUACAGGCGGUGAUGCUUGACGCUGGCCAUACAACUUCGAAAAUCUGCGUGAUAUGAGCACUCUGUAUCACAAAGUUCAAAUAUGUAUGUCACAGGAACAUUAUUAUGUAUACCAAUAAAGAUGUCAUAACCA